Molecule: messenger RNA, 1623 nt
Organism: Penicillium daleae
Lineage: Eukaryota; Fungi; Ascomycota; Eurotiomycetes; Eurotiales; Aspergillaceae
Product: glycosyl hydrolase family 79 C-terminal domain-containing protein
Exons: 3
Coding region: 1-1623 (540 amino acids)
Source: RefSeq, a predicted model, not a curated record
AUGCUUCCCUUGCUGGCUGGCACUUUCCUCACAAUGGGAGCCACUUUUGCUAAGCCCGUGCCCUCGACCUGCGUAGGAUGUACAGACGUCACGAUUCCUAUUCCUGCAUCGACUGGGGCUGUCGCUGUACCAGCUGAUUUCUUUGGCUUUGGGUUCGAGUCUGGACUACUUCCCCAUUACGAUAAUGAUUUCUCCGUCAACGUGGUGCACUCUAUUCAAUCCCGUAUGAGCAAGCCGCUGGUCAUUCGUGUGGGUGGCACAAGCGGUGAUCAUAUCACUUUCAAGCCUGAGCAAACCAAAGUCGCUGCCGAUUGCCAUUCGAGCAAGAAAUUUUGCAACAGCCUGGACGAUUAUACCGUCGGGCCAGACUAUUUCGAUGCUUUGAAACGCUUCGAGGAUUCACACUGGACUCUUCAAGCUCCUAUGGGAGAUGAGAUGAAGCUUGAAGCUUCGAUGGCUUUCCUGCAGCAGGCAUGGGGCGCCGCCACCAACAAAGGAGCGAACAAGGAGAGAGUGGCGGCGAUUGCCCUCGGCAAUGAGCCAAACUGGUACAAAGCAUAUGGUGUUGAUGGAUAUAUUCAGCGAUCACAAAAGAUUCAAGAGCAAGUCGUCAAGGAUUUCAAAUUGCAAGGAGAUGAGGCUCGGAUCUUCCAGACGGGAGAGAUUGCGGCCGAAGUGGCAAGCAAGGCGGACUCACCUAGCAAGUUCACACUCAUGGAUCUACUAAAGCCCCUCUUUAAGGGAACGUCUACACAGCAGAAAGAAAUCAAGUAUGCCGCUGAACACUACUACCAGGUGAUUGGCGCAAAUGACGGUGGCCACGAAUACACUGCCGCAGACCUGAAAGACACUUUGAUGAACCACAAAGCUAUCACUAAUAAACUUGCUCCCUAUGCCGCGGCUGUUAAAUCUUUAAAUGGCAUCGACAAGUCUGUGCCUCUUGUCAUUUCAGAAGCUGGAUCCGCCAUCGGAAAUACUGCAGUCGAAUUCGCAGGCGGCUUUGGCGCGGCCAUCUGGGCAGUGGAUUUCCAUCUGGCUGCUAUGUGGCACGGCAUUCAGCGAGUCUGCAAUACGCAUGGUCCAGAUGCUACACACGCUUGGUGGCUGCCUGAUGAUACGAGCGCCCAUGCGAAGACACGCGCUGUCCAGGGCAUCUUCCCGGCGGCGCCGUUCAUUGCUGACUUCAUUGGCAAUGAUAAACUUGGAAAGAUUAAAGAGAUCGACCUGAAGAAUGACUUCCUCAGCGCUUAUGCAAUGUUUGAUCAGAAGACCGACAAGUUGUCGCGCAUUGCGAUAAUAAACAUGCGCCAAUGGGAGUAUGGCCCGGCCGUUCGUCCAAGAUACGUUGCUCAGAUUGACAUUGGCAAAGAUGUGAAGUCGGCCGUUGUUCAGCGCAUGCAGUCUGAGCAUGGUGCUGCUGCUCUCGGAUUUGACCUUGGUGGUCCACAGCAAAACGUGACUUGGAAUGGUGAGCAGUGGAGCUGGAAGCUUAGUAAGGGUCUUGGUCGUAAGGUUGCGGGAUACGAGGAGGAGAAGUUGGUUAUCAACAAGGAUAAGAACAUGAACGGACACAUCUCUGUCAAUGUUUGGGAUACGGAGGCAGUGAUUGUACAACUUUCCUGA